This is a messenger RNA of [Candida] anglica, 708 nucleotides long. The record is from the annotation of a GenBank genome assembly. NCBI's taxonomy places the organism in Eukaryota, Fungi, Ascomycota, Pichiomycetes, Serinales, Debaryomycetaceae.
AUGAUAUUUAGAAAGUUAAGGAAAUCAAAGAACCCGAGCAAUAAAUGUAGAAUUGAUGAGAAUGAAGGUGAAAUUGCAGCCAAUUAUACCAGAGAUAGAAGAUCAAAUGUAGAUAUAACUGAAAUCACAUAUAAUGAACUUGACAUCGCUGCGAUGCGUGAGGCAAACAUGCGAUAUUCUGAAGAGUCUAGACGUAGAGAGAAUAGAAGGAGAAGAAGAAGAGCUCGCCAACAAAGGUCAGCACCAACUCCCGCACCUGCACCUACACCACAACCACCAUCUGAACCUACUCCAAGAGAUGAAUAUAACACUAUAGAUGAAGAAAUUCCUCCUUAUAAUGUUACCCUUCAUAAAUAUCUUGAUCGAAUUUCUUUCGAUCCAAGAUUUGCUCCAUGUUUACGUAUAAACCGUAGACUUGUGCAAUCUGAAGGUGAUCUUCAAACAUCUAUAGAUGAUUUCAAUUCAUUUAAUUUGUUACCCACUUCAAUAGAUCUUUGGACGAUAUCUCAUAUUGAUGAUUUAGAAUAUGAUGAUAUGAUCCCAAAUUUAAUUCAAAUUGAAGAGGAUGAUAACUAUGACGAAUUUCAUACGGCAGACAUAGAGUCAUUCUCGAGUUAUGAUGCCGUUGAUAGAGCAAUCAUUUAUUCAUUAUUGGAGAGUGAAUUCUAUAAUAUGGUACCUACAGAACCUCCCACUUAUCUGUAUUAG